CGUGGGAGUCUUAGCAUAUUGGGGUUUUCCCUCUUUUCUUCUUCCUGGUUCGAACUGAGUGAGAAGUGAGAACUGCACAAUUGAAACGACGAUCAAGAGUUUGGUUUGAACUUUGAAGUCUGUAACUUACUAACAAUCGACUAACCAAGUGAUCAACGGCCAAGAUGCCUGGAGGUGAAGCUGGACCCAUUGACCUGGACCAAACAACAGCAACAUUGGAACCUGAGAAGGUUACGGGAGGGUUAUAUGUUCCUGGGAAAGAUAGAGUGGUGUUCAAACCUCCUGAGAGGAAAUCUAUUCUAGGCUUAGAUGUCCUUGCUGAUGCCAAAAGAGCGUCUAAGGGUGACAGUGUAUUUAAAGUUCCAAGAGAAAGACCUAUAUCAGUUGCAGCUUCCAUAAAUGAAAAUGAAAAUGAAAACUCUGCUUCCUCUGGAUUAGAUGAGGUUGAGACUGAUAUAUCACAUAGUGGACAUCAGCAUGCUGGUCGUCGUUAUCGUGAAGCGACUUCAAAAGACACAUCCCAUUCAGAAAGUGAUCUGACAUUGGAAGGACCAGUUAGUGAUAGAACUCAUCGUUCAAAUGACCAUGCACGUUCCAAGGUUCCUUCUCCAUCUACUGGAAGUUCCCGGAGUAUUCGUUCUAGGAGUCCUGUUCGUCAUGAUAGAGACGGACAUCAUGGUGAGAGAAAAAAUAUCCAGGAUGAAAUGAGGGGUGAGAGCAGGAGGGUGAGGCAAAGAUAUAGUGAUGACAGUAAAGAACACUCUCAUGGAAGAGAAAAACACAGCCGUUAUGCAUAUGACCAAAAGUAUGGUGGGGAACAUGAAAGAAAACGAAGUAAAUAUGAGUAUUCUUCUAGGAGAACACCUGGUAGAUCUGCCUGGGAUGAUGGAAGAUGGGAAUGGGAAGAUACACCACGGCGGGAUAGUCACACUGCAAGUGAUAGGUAUCAUCAACCUUCACCAUCCCCAAUGCUAGUUGGGGCAUCACCUGACGUACGAUUGGUUUCACCGUGGUUGGGUGGUCAUACACCUCGUUCUGCAGGACAUUCUUCUUCUCCCUGGGACCACAUUUCUCCUUCUCCAGUUCCAAUACGUGCAUCUGGAUCCUCAGUCAGAUCAUCAAAUUCUUAUCCUGGUAGAAGGUCCCAUCAAUUUUCUUCUGAAAAUUCAGAACCAGGUUAUGAGGAUGGGGAAACUGACAAAACCAAAGAACAUAACCAUGAGGUUACUGAAAGAAUGCGUCUAGAGAUGGACUAUAAUUCUGACCGUGCAUGGUAUGAUAGAGAAGAAGGUAAUACAAUGUUUGAUGGUGAUAGUUCCUCAUUUUUCUUUGGGGAUGAGGCUUCAUUCCAAAAGAAAAAGGCAGAAUUGGCCACGAAACUGGUUCGAAAGGAUGGAACACUGAUGACACUUGCUCAGAGUAAAAAAUUAUCACAAUUGACUGCUGAUAAUGCUCAAUGGGAAGACCGGCAACUUUUGAGAUCUGGAGCUGUUAGGGGGACAGAGGUACAGACAGAGUUUGAGGAUGAGGAUGAACGGAAAGUUAUUCUUCUUGUUCAUGACACAAAACCACCAUUCUUGGAUGGGCGGGUUGUUUUCACAAAGCAAGCAGAGCCUAUAAUGCCAUUGAAAGAUCCUACUUCUGAUAUGGCUAUCAUAGCACGCAAAGGAUCUUCUUUGGUUCGAGAAAUUCAUGAAAAACAGAGUAUGAGCAAGUCACGUCAACGGUUUUGGGAGCUUGCAGGAUCAAAACUUGGAAAUAUCCUUGGUGUUGAAAAGACAGCUGAACAGAUCGAUGCUGAUACAGCGUUAGUAGGGGAAGAGGGUGAAGUUGAUUUUAAGGAGGAUGCAAAGUUUGCACAACACAUGAAAGAGAAGGGAGAAGCCGUUAGUGAUUUCGCAAAGUCAAAGUCCUUAUCCCAACAGAGGCAAUACCUGCCAAUUUAUUCUGUACGUGAUGAAUUAUUGCAGGUAAUUCGCGAAAAUCAGGUAGUUGUAGUAGUAGGCGAAACAGGUUCCGGAAAGACAACUCAACUUACACAGUAUUUGCAUGAAGAUGGAUACACUAUUACCGGAAUUGUUGGUUGCACUCAACCAAGGCGUGUGGCAGCCAUGAGUGUUGCCAAACGUGUGAGUGAGGAGAUGGAAACUGAGCUAGGUGAUAGAGUUGGUUACGCUAUUCGGUUUGAGGAUGAGACUGGGCCAAAUACAAUUAUAAAGUACAUGACAGAUGGAGUACUUCUGCGUGAGACCCUGAAAGAUUCUGACCUUGAUAAAUACCGUGUCAUUGUCAUGGAUGAAGCACACGAGAGAUCUCUAAGCACUGAUGUACUGUUUGGAAUACUCAAGAAAGUGGUUGCUCAGCGUCGUGACUUUAAACUCAUUGUGACAUCUGCAACAUUAAAUGCAGAGAAGUUCUCCAACUUCUUUGGAAGUGUACCAAUUUACCAUAUACCUGGAAGAACCUUCCCUGUGAACAUCUUGUAUAGCAAGACACCAUGCGAAGAUUAUGUUGAAGCCGCAGUGAAGCAGGCCAUGGCUAUCCAUAUCACAAGCCCACCUGGUGAUAUUCUCAUCUUUAUGACUGGUCAAGAUGAAAUUGAAGCAACAUGUUAUGCACUUGCAGAGCGCAUGGAGCAGCUUACCUCUAGCACCAAGAAAGGGGUCCCUAAACUGUCAAUACUACCCAUUUACUCCCAGCUGCCAGCUGAUUUGCAAGCCAAGAUCUUUCAGAAAGCCGAGGAUGGGGCUCGAAAAUGCAUUGUGGCCACCAAUAUUGCAGAGACGUCACUAACUGUUGAUGGUAUCUUAUAUGUCAUCGAUACAGGUUAUGGUAAGAUGAAAGUUUACAACCCUAGAAUGGGUAUGGAUGCCCUCCAAGUAUUUCCAGUUAGCCGUGCUGCUGCAGAUCAACGAGCUGGCCGUGCAGGAAGAACAGGGCCAGGUACCUGUUAUCGCUUGUACACAGAGAGCGCCUACCAAAAUGAGAUGCUUCCAAAUCCCGUGCCAGAGAUCCAGAGGACUAAUCUUGGCAAUGUAGUUUUGUUGCUUAAAUCCUUGAAGAUAGAAAACUUACUGGAUUUUGAUUUCAUGGACCCACCUCCACAGGAUAAUAUCCUAAAUUCCAUGUAUCAGCUGUGGGUCUUGGGUGCCCUGAACAAUGUUGGUAAUUUGACAGAUCUUGGAUGGAAGAUGGUAGAGUUCCCACUGGACCCACCACUUGCUAAGAUGCUCCUCAUGGGGGAACAAUUAGGAUGUGUGAAUGAAGUACUGACAAUUGUUUCGAUGUUGUCGGUGCCAUCAGUGUUCUUCCGGCCUAAAGAUAGGGCAGAGGAGAGUGAUGCAGCCAGGGAGAAAUUCUUUGUCCCAGAAUCAGAUCACCUUACAUUACUCAAUGUCUACCAACAGUGGAAAGCAAACCAGUAUCGAGGAGAUUGGUGUAAUGAUCAUUUCUUGCAUGUCAAAGGGUUGAAGAAGGCAAGGGAGGUCAGGUCUCAAUUGUUGGACAUACUCAAAACCUUAAAGAUUCCACUUACCACAUGUGGGCCUGACUGGGAUGUUGUGAGGAAAGCCAUUUGUUCGGCAUAUUUCCACAAUGCAGCAAGGUUGAAGGGUGUGGGGGAAUAUGUGAACUGUAGGAAUGGGAUGCCAUGCCACUUGCACCCAAGCAGUGCACUAUACGGUCUGGGUUAUACUCCAGAUUACGUGGUUUAUCAUGAAUUAAUAUUAACAACUAAAGAGUACAUGCAAUGUGUGACUGCAGUUGAACCUCAAUGGUUGGCUGAGUUAGGCCCCAUGUUUUUCUCCGUGAAGGAGUCGGACACAUCGAUGCUGGAACAUAAGAAGAAGCAAAAGGAAGAAAAGACGGCGAUGGAAGAAGAAAUGGAAAACUUGAGGAAGUUACAAGCAGAGGCGGAGAGAGAAAGCAAAGUCAAGGAGAAGGAGAGGAGGGCGAGGCAGCGGCAACGGGUUUCAUUGCCGGGAUUGCGUCAGGGUUCAUCUACCUAUCUUCGUCCACCAAAGAAGUUUGGCUUGUGAUUGUAUUGUAUGUUAUGUUGUAUCUGUUUAUCGUAUUGUUUUUACUUGAUAAUUUUUACAUUGAAAUGAGAUUUUAUUGUACAUGGAGAUGGAGGAGCGAAACGGUACUCCGUUAAUCCAAUUAAUACGGUGUAACAACCUAGCAGCAUGCAUAAAUAUCAAAUUUACGUCUUUUUCCAACA
Messenger RNA from Nelumbo nucifera (sacred lotus), 4219 nucleotides. RefSeq names its product RNA helicase family protein. Gene Ontology annotation, cellular component: intracellular anatomical structure. Gene Ontology annotation, molecular function: ATP binding; RNA binding; helicase activity. The record is from RefSeq and is a predicted model, not a curated record. Lineage: Eukaryota; Viridiplantae; Streptophyta; Magnoliopsida; Proteales; Nelumbonaceae.